Pelobates fuscus (common spadefoot toad) is the source of this 1410-nucleotide messenger RNA. It is a transcript of the gene EIPR1, whose product is annotated as EARP complex and GARP complex interacting protein 1. The record is from RefSeq and is a predicted model, not a curated record. Bases 131 to 1294 code for a protein of 387 amino acids. The transcript has 9 exons. Gene Ontology annotation, molecular function: protein binding. Gene Ontology annotation, biological process: protein ubiquitination. Lineage: Eukaryota; Metazoa; Chordata; Amphibia; Anura; Pelobatidae.
AAAAAUCAAUAACCAGGAAGAGAAUCCGGCUGCUACGGGUGUCGGAGUGUAUCAAAAUUAGUCUCCAGAUUCUUUCCGAGGAGAAGAUUUGCAGGUGGUACCAGAGAAGGGAUAGAGGAGUGGGAUAGUAAUGGAGGACGAUGCACCAGUUAUCUAUGGACUGGAAUUCCAGGCUCGAGCACUAACUGCUCAGACGGCAGAAACUGAAGCUAUUCGAUUUUUGGUUGGAACACAGUCCCUCAGAUAUGACAACCAGAUCCAUGUAAUAGAUUUUGAUGAUGAAAAUAAUAUCAUCAAUAAGAAUGUCCUACUUCACCAUGCUGGGGAAAUUUGGCAGAUCAGUGCUAAUCCGACAGAUAAGAGUGUCCUUGCAACCUGCUACAAUAAAACUUUAGACAGCAAAGUCAUGACAUGUGCGGCUGUUUGGAGGAUACCGAAGGAAUUGCAGGCUGGCAGCCAGGAGUCCCCUGAUGAUUCUUCAAGCAACGCCCAGUCUCUGGAGCUUCUCUGUCACCUUGACAACGUGACCCAUGGCAAUAUGGCCUGUGUUACCUGGGAACCUCUUGGAGAUGGAAAAAAACUGCUCUCCCUGGCUGAUAAUCACCUUAUGAUCUGGGAUUUGCAAGAAAGCUCCACCAAAUCUGUGCUCUCAAGUUCAGCAGCUUUGGAAGGCAAAGGGCAGCUGAGGUUUACCUGUGGGCGAUGGAGUCCUCAUCACAACUGUACACAGGUUGCGACAGCCAACGACACAGCGAUUCGAGGCUGGGACAUAAGAAGUAUGAGGCAAAUAUACUGCAUAGAUAAUGCUCAUGGACAGCUGGUUCGAGACCUCGAUUUCAACCCCAACAAACAGUACUACUUGGCCAGUUGCGGAGAUGAUUGCAAAGUGAAGUUCUGGGAUACCAGGAAUAUUAAUGAACCGGUGAAAACUCUAGAGGAGCACUCACAUUGGGUUUGGAGCGUCCGAUAUAACCAUUCACAUGACCAGUUGGUUCUGACUGGCAGCAGUGAUAGCCGUGUUAUCCUUUCCAAUAUGGUUUCCAUUUCUUCAGAACCAUUUGGACACUUGGUUGAUGAUGAAGAUUUGAGUGAUCAAGAGGAGAAUCAGCAGGAGGAAAAAACAAAAGAGCCACUCCUGGACAGUAUAAUAGCUACCUAUGAAGAACAUGAAGACAGCGUGUAUGCCGUGGAAUGGUCCUCUGCAGACCCCUGGCUCUUUGCUUCUCUAAGUUAUGAUGGAAGGCUUGUUAUUAACAGGGUUCCGAGAGCACUCAAAUAUAACAUAUUAUUGUAAUAAAGUGAUGUCUCUCCCUGCUUAUUUGAUGUUAUUCGAAGACUUGAGAUCUGGAAUGUGCUAUUAGAUGUGUUUAUUGUGACCAUCAAAAUAAAUGACCAAAUGUAAAAACCACA